This is a messenger RNA of Solanum stenotomum, 997 nucleotides long. Its product is annotated as zinc finger A20 and AN1 domain-containing stress-associated protein 8-like. The transcript is spliced from 3 exons. Bases 176 to 679 code for a protein of 167 amino acids. Gene Ontology annotation, molecular function: zinc ion binding; DNA binding. The record is from RefSeq and is a predicted model, not a curated record. NCBI's taxonomy places the organism in Eukaryota, Viridiplantae, Streptophyta, Magnoliopsida, Solanales, Solanaceae.
CAAGUACAAAUUUUGCUUUACUCUCUAUAUAACAUUAAUAAAUUUCUUUUUCUUUUCUCCAGUUUCUUCUUCGGCUCCUCCUAGACUUUCUCCUGUUCGCUUCUAGGGGAUAGGAGGUGAAAAUUUUAUAAAGAUCGGAUUUUUGUUGUGUCUUCAUCAAACAGGAAAAUUCAAUAUGGAGCAAAAUGAUACAGGCUGCCAAGCUCCUCAAGCUCCUGUCCUUUGUGUUAACAAUUGUGGGUUUUUCGGUACUGCAGCAACAAUGAACAUGUGCUCAAAGUGCUACAAGGAUAUGAUAUUCAAGCAAGAACAAGCAAACUUUGCUGCUUCAUCUAUUGAAAGCUUUGUGAAUGGAAGUUCAAGUGCUAGUGUGAAAGCUGUUGAUGUUGCUGUAACCGUGCAGGAAGGUCCUGCAGAGUCCCUGGUUAUACCCACACAAGUUGCGGCACCAGUAGAGAGUGUACAAGUUGAGAAGGCUAAGGAAGGGCCAAACAGGUGCAGCACCUGUAGGAGACGAGUUGGUUUGACCGGCUUCAAUUGCCGAUGUGGGAAUCUUUUCUGCUCAGCUCAUCGCUACUCAGACAAACAUGAAUGUCCAUAUGAUUAUCGCAAGGCUGGUCAAGAUGCUAUUGCGAAAGCCAACCCAGUUGUUAAGGCUGAAAAGCUUGACAAAAUAUGAAGGAACAUCCUGAGUUUAUGAGCUGCUGCUGUAUUAUUGAAGAUGUCUUCUAUACCCGUCUGGUGACUACUGUUUGGUGCCUAGGAUCUCGAGGGGGUCGAGAGAAAGAAUCAUAAGGCAUCUUUGCAACUUGAGGGGUUGUAAUGUUGGUAUGGAGUAAGAAAUGUUGUGGUUUCCAUCUUUAGUGCUUGUUUUGUGCUUGUGAUGGACAUUCUUUUGGUUUAUCUUUUCAUGCAGUAAUUCCAAUUUUAGUAACAUAAAAGUUGGUGUUCGCUAGUAUAAAAGCAGUGUUUCUUACUAUCAAAUCCUUUUCUUCAA